UGUGUGUCGAAGAAACCUGACUGCUCUCUGAGGACAACAGCGGAAAGGGUCCACCGAGCCUUGCGAAAGGUCCGCUGAGCGGGCUCGCAGCCGGGACCACUCCGGGCUGCGGAGCACCCAGCGGAUCCCACGCCUGGCACCGGUGUGGGACCCGUCCUUCCCGUCUUCACCGAGGGGUCCUCGCGUGGAAUAAGCGGCUUUUGAAAACAAAAAGAAGAAAGGGGGGCAGAAGCGGCCAGGAUCCCGGCCCCCAAUCUCAUAGCAGUGAAGCUACACCUGGGAGGUCUCCUCCCACCCCAGCUCUCAACCUGGGGCCCGACUGCCCACCUCCUCCUCCUCCUCCUCCUCCUAACAACCCCUCCUCCUCCAAACACAGUGGCCAAAAGGGCCAGUACAACGCCAACCUGGCCGAGAGAAAGAGAGACGAUCUCUCAGAAGAAAUCAAUUCCUUAAGAGAGAAAGUCAUGAAGCAGUCUGAGGAGAACAACAACCUUCAGAACCAGGUGCAGAAACUCACUGAAGAGAACAGCUCCCUGCGUGAGCAGGUUGAGCCCGCCCCUCAGGCUGAGGACGAGGACCUCGAGCUCUGUGGUGCUGCUGCUGCUGCCGUCCCACCUCCUCCCUGCGAGGAAGAGUGCCCCGAUGACCUACCCGAGAAAUUUGAUGGAAACCCUGACAUGUUGGCUGCUUUCAUGGCCCAGUGCCAGAUCUUCAUGGAAAAGAGCACCAGAGAUUUCUCAGUGGAUCGCGUCCGCGUCUGCUUCGUGACAAGCAUGAUGACCGGCCGUGCAGCCCGCUGGGCCUCUGCAAAGCUGGAGCAAUCCAAUUACCUGAUGCACAACUACCCCGCCUUCAUGAUAGAGAUGAAGCACGUCUUUGAAGAUCCUCAGAGGCGCGAGGCCGCAAAGCGCAAGAUUCGACGUCUGCGCCAAGGCAUGGGCUCUGUCAUCGAUUAUUCCAACGCUUUCCAGAUGAUUGCCCAGGACCUGGAUUGGAACGAGCCUGCACUGAUUGACCAAUACCACGAGGGCCUCAGUGACCACAUUCAGGAGGAGCUCUCCCGCCUGGAAGUUGCCAAGUCUCUGUCCGCACUGAUCGGCCAGUGCAUUCACAUUGAGAGAAGGCUGGCCAGAGCAGCUGCAGCUCGGAAGCCGCGCUCCCCGCCGCCUCGGGCACUGAUGAUGUCUCACUCCUCAGGCCACCACCAGCUGGAUCCCACCGAGCCCGUGGGAGGUGCCCGCAUGCGCUUGACCCAGGAAGAAAAAGAAAGACGCAGAAAGCUGAACCUCUGCCUGUAUUGUGGAACAGGAGGUCACUACGCCGACAGCUGUCCUGCCAAGGCCUCAAAGGCUUCACGCGGGAAACUCCCCGGCCCCGCUGUAGAGGGACCAUCAGCGACCGGGCCAGAACGAAUAAGGUCCCCACGAAAUGAAAUUUCAACCCCACACUUGCAAGUGAUGCUCCAGAUUCAUCUUCCGGGCAGACACACCCUGUUCGUCCGAGCCAUGAUUGACUCUGGUGCUUCCGGCAACUUCAUUGAUCACGAAUAUGUUGCCCAAAAUGGAAUUCCUCUGCGAGUAAAGGAUUGGCCAAUCCUUGUAGAAGCUAUUGAUGGACGCCCCAUAGCAUCGGGUCCAGUGGUCCACGAAACACAUGACCUCAUAGUUGACCUUGGAGAUCACCGUGAGGUGCUGUCAUUCGAUGUGACUCAGUCUCCAUUCUUCCCUGUUGUCCUAGGGGUCCGCUGGCUGAGCACACAUGACCCCAACAUUACAUGGAGCACCAGAUCGAUCGUCUUCGAUUCUGAAUAUUGCCGAUACCACUGCCGGAUGUAUUCUCCACUUCCACCGGCACCUCCACCAGCACCACAACCAUCAAUAUAUUACCCAGUAGAUGGCUACAGAGUUUACCAACCAAUGAGGUAUUAUUAUGUCCAGAAUGUAUACACUCCAGUAGAUGAAAAUGUUUACCCAGACAACCACGUGGCUGACUGCAACGUAGACAUGAUACCAGGAGCACACAGCAUUCCAAGUGGACAUGUUUACUCACUGUCUGAACCUGAAAUGGCUGCUCUUCGAGAUUUUGUGGCAAGAAAUGUGAAAGAUGGGCUGAUUACUCCAACCAUCGCACCCAAUGGAGCCCAAGUCCUCCAAGUGAAAAGGGGCUGGAAGCUGCAAGUUUCUUACGAUAGCCGAGCUCCUAACAGUUUUACCAUCCAGAAUCAGUAUCCUCGGCUGUCUAUUCCAAAUUUAGAUGACCAAGCUCACCUGGCAUCAUAUGUUGAAUAUGUACCACAAAUACCUGCCUAUCAAGCAUACCCCACCUAUACAACAUACCCGACUUAUCCAGUAGGAUUCGCCUGGUACCCAGUGGGAAGAGAUGGGCAUGGGCGGUCACUGUAUGUACCUGUUAUGAUCACCUGGAAUCCACAUUGGUACCGCCAGCCUCCGGUACCUCAGUACCCACCGCCCCCACCACCGCCUCCACCACCGCCACCGCCACCGCCAUCUUACAGCGCCAUGUAA
Chrysochloris asiatica (Cape golden mole) is the source of this 2525-nucleotide messenger RNA. RefSeq names its product paternally expressed 10 (gene PEG10). Gene Ontology annotation, molecular function: zinc ion binding; nucleic acid binding. The record is from RefSeq and is a predicted model, not a curated record. Gene Ontology annotation, cellular component: cytosol. NCBI's taxonomy places the organism in Eukaryota, Metazoa, Chordata, Mammalia, Afrosoricida, Chrysochloridae.